AAGUGUGUGGGCUGGAUAAAGGUCAAGACACAAGGCACCAGCGUUACGUUCAAGACAUAAUCCAAGAAAGGAAAGAUGAAUCACGUUUGUUCCGGAUGAAGCUUCUAAAAAUGUCCUGCAAUAAUACGUAUUAUUGACUCGACUCUAUUUUUAUCCAGUCGGAUUCUACUGUAUCAAAGCGAUUUUUGAACAAGGAAUGGUAGAUGAUCAUUAUAGGAGAGAAAAAUAUAAAGAUCAAAGAGAUUCUCGCCGAGAUUUGGAAUUAUCAGUUUAUCGGCCUACUUCAAUGCAGGGAAUGAAGCUUCUGUCGCCGAAUCAGUGGGGUUGGUUGAUCGACCAAGAGCCCUUCUCCGUAGACGGUGCUUCCACCCCUGCGUAGCUCCUUUCUGGCUGACGUUACAGAGCCCUGCCAGCCACUUCUCCCUGGACCGUCGAAUCCGAAAGGUGUCCCUUGUGAUCGAUCUCCAAAUUAAGAAGAGAGAAACCUAACAGCAUCUUAGGAACUUGGGCUUAGACCUUUUUCCUGCGCGAAGAUGUUAUCCCACUGGCUGUGCUUAGUGACAUUGGUAACGCUAGCCGUAAUGGGCGAAGCGUUAUCCACAACUCUAAUGGAAGAUUUGAAGAAAGCUGAUCAACUUAUGAGGCCAAAAACAAAACGUGCUCAGGAAAUAUUGAUGUUCGGCAAUCAACAAAAUCGACAGGCCGAAAACACAGCCAACAAUCACUUGUACCCAUCAAACACUGAAAAACGGACUCUAGGUACUUCCGGAUUAGAAGACAUCAAAGCAGCUUUUGCACAGAGCGACAAUUUUGAACGACCAAACCCGAUAAGCAGUACUGCUUUUGAUCGUAAAGUUUUAUCGCCUUAUGACAAGAAUUACGAAUACAGUAAAAUCCUUGCUAAUCAGAUCACCGAUGGACCCAAGAACUGGGAUGUUCCAAGCUAUCAACGUUACUAUGAUCUUGGUAUGGAUGGCCGACGUAAGAGGUCAGACAAUUCCAUGACAUCGAUAUACACGACAACUCCGUCCCCAGUGCCAUCUUCUUCGCCAGCUUCUUCCUCGUCGUCUUCACCAAUAAGUUACAUUCCGCAGCCUGUAGUUCAAGCUAAGCGCAGUCUACCAAUGUAUCAGGAUGCCAGAUACAAACGCGAUCUGGUUUUGGAUCCUCAAGAAGUCUUGACUAUUCUUUCAUUUUGGGAAAACGAGCGACGCAAACGUAACUGGCCAGGAUACGAAGCUGAUGAUGAAUACACCAACGACGACGACAGCAACAUGAUCGAUGUGGAUGAUGAAGAUCCCAGAACUGCUGGCUCUUGGUUGGAAGAACCUGUAUAUCCUCCUCAUCACUUCACGGUCGGCACGGACUCCUUGGCGCCACUGGAUAUUGGAAUUCCACGGACUCGUCCCAGCGAUUAUUACGAUCAAUAUGGAAAUCAAUUUGGACAACAAUAUACGCAGUACGGAUCGAUUUAUCCUCAACGUAAUUAUUAUCCUCCUGAGAAGAGAUACAUGAUGACACAAAAGCGUUCCCAGGGCUACGAGAAUUAUGGCGGCCGCAAUUACGUAAACCUUGCCCAACUUCUUGGCUCCCAACCGCGAAGCUAUCCUAGUUAUGAACAUCGUCUCGUUUACUAAAUUGAUCUCCUGCUUAUGAACCACGAUUUGAAAAUUGGGACUUAUUCGGGUCGAGUCCAACCUUCAGAAUUAGUUGGAGAAUGUCAGAGAUUACGUUAAUGGAAUUUCAAACUGAAAAUUAUUUAGUAAAUCAUUUCAUGAUGCCAUUUCACGUUUUCUACAGUGAAUAUUAAUGCGCGUUUGUUAUACUGCACGGCGAUACUGUUUCAUUAAUAGUUUAUGCUUAUUCAGAUUUUGGUAAUAUUUUUCAAAUUUCAUUUCAUUUACUAUUUUACACUGAAGGAAGAGGCUCGACUAUCUGCCGAGGAAAUAAAUGAAAUUUAAUGGCAGUCUAACAGUCAAAAUAACAAAUCUCACUGUCAUUGUCCGAGCACAUAUAAUUCAACGUAUAUCUUGAUCAUCUUAAAUAAGAUACAAUGAUAAUUAUCAUAUGAUUAGUAGCGUACUUGACCCAUUGGCAUAUCAACGUGAUAUUAUUGAUUUAAUUAAAUGUUUGUUAUCCAAUUGUAGAACUGAAUGCAACCAUCUUUGUAAUACAAAAGAUAACAGAACAUUGAUUAAACUCAUUCUACUUUUAUAGGUAAUUACACGAUAAUUAAUUCCAAGUUGGAUAAUUUUGCAUUAAAAGGGACUUAAUCAGCUCGACCGAAUCAACUGAACUUAGCCAGUCCAUGGAUCCAAACUCAAUUUCAGCUGGUAUGGUCCAGCUGAUUAACACUCAAUUAUUUUUACAUAGAUGAUUUGCAUAAGGAUUAUAUAACGAUAAGUCUGGUGGGUUAAUGAUGUUAAUUCUAAACAGUAAAAUCGGUUGACGAUACGAGUAAUAUCGUUUAAUAAUAUAUAUGAAAAUGAGAGACUUCUAUCUCAAAGAAUGAACAGACUGGAAUUUCAUGAAAAAUAUUUUAAUUGACCAUGCAUUAAGUGACAUUUCCUAAAAAUCAAAAUUCGUUCGAUACUUUAGAUAUAUAACGAAGAUAUUACUCGUGUCCCAAUGUAUUACUCUUGGCACUUCUAAAGAAAAAGAAAAAAGAAAAAAAAAGAAACGACUAAUCAAUUUUGUGUAUAAAAGACGUCCGUCUGCCUGUACUUUAACGUAUUAUAAGCACGCGGACUGAAUUAAUUAUAAAUAUCAAAUAUUGUAUCGUGUAUUCAUCGAGGAAUACGAGAUGGCUAAUAUAAUGUAUCGGGCGAAACGUCACUAAUUUAAAUUACGCAGAAACAAUUGUUUUAGACGCCUGUGAAUUUUUUUCUUUUAUACUAAAAGGAAAAAACUAACCUAACAGAAGAAUGUACGAUUAACGAUUAGCCAGUAUUUUUUAAACAUACACGUCUACAAUUAUUAGAUCUAUGGCACUGUUCUCAUGGGCACGUGCGAUAGAUAGAGAGCAUUCGUUAAACGUUCACGAGAUAAGCCUAAUCGAACAGUAUUAUUCUCUUAAGCGACAAAACAAAAGAUCAAUAUCCGAAAAUUGUUCAAUUAACAACAAACGUGAGGAUAUUAAUGCCUAUACUGUUAGAGGACAAUUUUCAAUUCUUAGUUGAAAUAAAAAGAGAUGCUAUAUAUAUAUAUAUAUAUAUAUUAUUUAUCUUUGAUUAACACUUAGCGAAUACUCUCUAUUGUAUUUGAUUAUGGUAUAUUAUAGAUAUAAAUAAAUGAAAUAGGAUGUUUUGCAUUUGUAUGUUUGUUUCAAGCCAAACAAUUCUCAAAGACAAUACUGUCGAUGUGUCACAGAACUAUAGAUGGAAGUAAGACGAAUGAAUUUCAGUCUCUGAUAUAUUAUAUUUUCGUCAUCGCGUCCUCCGAGUGAUAUCCUCUAAUGCAUAAUAUAUAUACAUAUAUGUGUGUGCGGCAUAACAUGUCAAAUUGACCAUCCACAUGACCCUUUUCUAAUUCUUAAUCUUACAUCUCCUUAAGAAUACGAAUUUUAUUCCAUUAAUUGGCGUUAUUCGCUAUGACCUAUACGCUUUAUUUUGAAAUUAAGUUAGUUACCCCUGAUUUUUAGUUUGAAGAGAGAAGAGGCAAGUACAAGAGGCAUUUUGAAUUUUGAAAUGUACAGCAAACCGUAAUAUGCAGAAGGAAUGCUUAAAGGAUUAUUAUUCUUUUCAACAGAUUGACAAAUAAUAGGAUAAUUAAAUAACUUUAAUAGAUGUCAGACCGUUUGACGUGAGAUACAUCACACAUAAAUACAAAGUCGUUGACUAAUUAAUGCACUUAAAUAUUUUAAACCUUUAUAUUAAGAUUAUAUUUAUCGACGAGUCGUUAAACUAAUGGUGCUUCGUUUUUUAUUAUACAAAAUGUACUGUAUAAAGAUUGUGGUCAUUGAGACUUUCAUUAAAUAGGAUUUUCCAUUAAAGAUGAAAGCACCUGUAGCCAUUGAAUUGUUUGAUAAUAAUUUUUGUCACGGUGCAGCCAAUAGAGAUCAGGACGUCUAAUAAAUGAGAAGUACUAUGGAUUAGUUAACACCUUAUGUAUAUUAUAGAUAAAAUCCAAAGUAAAAGAGCAUACGCGAAUACACAUAAAUAUAUGUAGAGACAGAGAAUAUAUCGCUUAUGAUUCA
Molecule: messenger RNA, 4195 nt
Organism: Cephus cinctus (wheat stem sawfly)
Lineage: Eukaryota; Metazoa; Arthropoda; Insecta; Hymenoptera; Cephidae
Product: prohormone-2
Exons: 11
Coding region: 534-1637 (367 amino acids)
Source: RefSeq, a predicted model, not a curated record